Messenger RNA from Orbilia oligospora ATCC 24927, 891 nucleotides. RefSeq lists its product as uncharacterized. Lineage: Eukaryota; Fungi; Ascomycota; Orbiliomycetes; Orbiliales; Orbiliaceae. Gene Ontology annotation, molecular function: cellulose binding; hydrolase activity. Gene Ontology annotation, biological process: carbohydrate metabolic process. The coding region runs from base 1 to 891 and encodes 296 amino acids. Gene Ontology annotation, cellular component: extracellular region. The record is from RefSeq and is a predicted model, not a curated record. The transcript has 3 exons.
AUGCUUUUCACCGCAGCAACCCUUGCUCUCCUCGGCCAGCAGGCUUCGGCUUACGUCCUCGAGCCCCGUCAGAGCUGCCCCAGCAUCCACAUUUUCGGAGCUCGUGAGACCACUGUUUCGCCCGGUUACGGUUCCGCUGGUAGCGUUGUCAACGCCAUCAUUCAAGCCUUCCCCGGUGCUACAUCCGAAGCUAUUAGCUACCCAGCUUGCGGUGGCCAAUCUAGCUGCGGUGGUGUCAGCUAUGCCAACUCUGCUCUUCAAGGAACCCAAGCUGUCGCUUCUGCCGUUAACUCCUUCAACACCAGAUGCCCAUCGACACAGAUUGUUUUGGUCGGAUACUCGCAGGGUGGUCAAAUCACCGAAAAUGCUUUCUGCGGUGGUGGUGAUAGCAACAUUGGUCUAUCCAACACUGCUAUCCCAAUCCAAGCUUCUGCCUUGACCCAAAUCAAGGCCGUCAUCCUCAUGGGUGACCCAAGAUUCACAGCUGGAGCUCCAUACAACGUUGGUAGCUGCACAGCCAAAGGCUUUGCACCCCGUCCAGCUGGGUUCAUCUGCCCAUCUCCAGACAAGGUUCAGUCCUACUGCGACUCCAGGGACCCGUACUGCUGCACUGGCAAUGACCAGAACGUCCACCAAGGAUACGGUAGCCAAUACGGUACCGCCGCUCUCAACUUCGUUAAGAGCAAGUUGAACGGGUCCACCAACCCUCCCACCACCACCGCCACCCGCCCAGGAACAACCGCAGUCCAAACUACCACUGCUAACAACAACAAUGGAAACUGCUCGCCUAAGUGGGGACAGUGCGGUGGUAUUGGCUGGACCGGAGCUACCUGUUGCAAUUCUGGCAGCACAUGCCAGGCCGGAAACGCCUAUUACUCCCAGUGCUUGUAA